AUGUCACGAACCAUUACGUUUGAUAUCCCUUCCCAAUAUCAAUUAGUGGACCUUAUUGGCGAAGGAGCAUAUGGAACAGUAUGUUCCGCUGUUCAUAAACCUUCCAAUACAAAGGUUGCCAUUAAAAAGAUUCAACCUUUCAGUAAACCCAUGUUUGUUACGAGAACACUUCGAGAAAUCAAAUUGUUACGGUAUUUUCAUAAUCAUGAAAAUAUCAUUAGUAUCCUAGAUAAGGUGAAACCUCCAUCCAUAGAUGAAAUGAAGGCGGUAUAUUUAAUUCAAGAGUUAAUGGAGACAGAUUUACAAAAAAUUAUUAAUAAUAACCAACAAUCGUUAAGUGAUGAUCACAUUCAAUACUUCACAUAUCAAAUUCUGAGAGCAUUAAAAUCCAUCCAUAGUGCUAGAGUAAUACAUAGAGAUUUAAAGCCAUCCAACCUUUUACUUAACUCAAAUUGUGAUUUAAAAGUCUGUGAUUUUGGAUUAUCGCGAUGUUUAGCAAGUAGUUCCGAUACUAGAGAAAACCUUGUAGGAUUUAUGACAGAAUAUGUAGCCACGAGGUGGUAUCGUGCACCAGAAAUCAUGUUAACGUUUCAAGAAUAUACUACAGCAAUGGAUAUUUGGUCAGUUGGUUGUAUUUUAGCAGAAAUGCUAUGUGGGAAACCAUUAUUCCCAGGUAAGGAUUACCAUCAUCAGUUAUGGUUGAUUUUGGAAGUCUUAGGGACCCCAUCUUAUGAUGACUUCGAACAAAUUAAAUCUCAGAGGGCUAAAGAAUAUAUAUCAAAUUUACCUGUAAGACCACGCUUACCUUGGGGUAUGGUUCUUAAUAACAAUAUGAAUGGCCCCAAUAAUCGAAAUAGAGAAUUUAACUCUGAUUUGUUGGAUCUACUGACUAAGAUGUUGAUGUUUAACCCUAAUAAGAGAAUAAGCGCCGAAGAAGCAUUGAGACAUCCAUACUUAGCAACAUAUCAUGACCCAGAAGAUGAACCAGAGUACCCACCUUUAGACUUAGAAGAUGAGUUUUGGAAGCUAGAUAACGAAAUCAAGAAACCAGGUGAAGAAGAAUUAUCAAUGGAAAUUUUGAAGCAAAUGUUAUUCGAUGAAAUUAUUAAACCAUUGAAUUGA
Molecule: messenger RNA, 1122 nt
Organism: Maudiozyma saulgeensis
Lineage: Eukaryota; Fungi; Ascomycota; Saccharomycetes; Saccharomycetales; Saccharomycetaceae
Source: the annotation of a GenBank genome assembly